CCGGGCCUGCAGGGGGCGCCGGCGGCUCGUCAGCUAACUGUCAUGGCGGCUCCCUGUCGCAGGUUUAUUUCACGGUGAAACUGAACUCGCAGAUAUUAAGUCUUUAUUUCAGGAUGAGCUGAGAGAAGAAACUGAACUCUGUCAGGUAUGAAUGUGAUGUCAUCAGUGAUGCGGGGCGCCCGCCGGCUCGCCCACGCCGACCCGAAUCUGGUCAGCCACUUCCUGCCUCCGUCCCUCCGCUGUCCGUCUCGAAGCCCCGCCCCACUGCUCACCUGUCGACAGAACAGGAAGUUCGCCUCCAAACAGGUCAAAGGUCAGAAAAAAGACCAGAAGAACCCGAAGGUCAAAGCUAAAGUGGACAAACAGGAAGUGGAGAUCAGACAGAGGAUGACGGCGGCGGCUCUCGCCGAGGCCAUGAACAAAGACUUUGAUCACGUGUUGGAGGCCCUGCUGAACACCUCGGUGGAUGUGGACCCCUUGGAGCCGGACUCGGUUCUGGAGGAGAGGUGGAUUAAGGAGGUGGUGACUCGAUCAGGGAUGAAGUUCAGGUGGGCCAAACUGAGCGAGAGCAGAGAAAGACCCAACAGAGACGCCCACAGGAGACCUCCAGCGGACCCGUCCAGCCUGGUGCCCCGCCCCCCGGUGGUCACCAUCAUGGGUCAUGUGGAUCACGGUAAGACCAGCCUGCUGGACAGCCUGAGGAAGAGUCAGAUCGUCUCCACGGAGGCCGGCGGGAUCACGCAACACAUCGGAGCUUUCCUAGUACAGCUGCCUACAGGUGAGAAGAUCACCUUCCUGGACACACCUGGCCACGCCGCCUUCUCCGCCAUGAGAGCCCGCGGAGCCAAUGCCACAGACAUCGUCAUCCUGGUGGUGGCGGCCGACGACGGCGUCAUGAACCAGACGGUCGAGUCAAUCCAACACGCCAGGAGAGCCAAAGUCCCGAUGAUCGUGGCGGUGAACAAGUGUGACAAACCUCAGGCCGACCCUCAGAGGGUGAAACAGGAGCUGCUCGCCCACGAUGUCGUCUGCGAGGAGUUCGGAGGAGACGUCCAGGCGAUCCACAUCUCAGCUCUCAAGGGCGACAACCUGAUGGCUCUGGCCGAGGCCACGGUGGCGUUGGCGGAGGUUUUAGAGCUGAAGGCAGAGCCCAGCGGCCUCGUAGAGGGACUCAUCAUCGAGAGCCGCACCGACAAAGGCAAAGGUCCUGUGACGACAGCCAUUGUCCAGAGGGGAACGUUGAAGCGAGGUUGUAUCCUGGUGGCGGGGAAGAGUUGGGCUAAAGUCCGUUUCCUGUUUGACGAGAACGGGCGAGCGGUGCCGGAGGCCGGGCCGAGCGCUGCGGUGGAGGUGGUGGGCUGGAAGGAGCUGCCGUCUGCUGGAGAGGUUCUGCUGGAGGUGGAGUCGGAGCAGCGAGCGAGGGAGGUGGUGGAGUGGAGGAGCUACGAGGAGGAGCAGCAGAAGCUGCAGGAGGAGCAGAGCGUCAUCGAGCUCAAACAGAAAGUCCACCUGGAGGAGUACAGGAAGGAGAGGGCGGGGCUAACUCACCUGAGCUGGAGGCAGAGGAAGUCUGCUCUGUACCGUGCCAACAAGACCAAGUACGCCGUGAGGCCGAGCGAGAGGACUCAGAGGGACGAGCUGAGCCUGCCGCUCAUCAUCAAAGGUGACGUGGACGGGUCGGUGGAAGCCAUCCUGAACAUCCUGGACAGCUACGACGCCCAGGAGCAGUGUCAGCUGGAGGUUCUUCACUUCGGCAUCGGAGACGUUUCAGAGAACGACGUCAACAUGGCCGAAACAUUCGGAGGUUCCAUUUACGGCUUCAACGUGGCGGCCAGCAGGUCGAUCCAGCAGCUGGCGGCGAAGCGCGGCGUCCCGCUGCGACUGCACAACGUCAUCUACAAACUGAUGGACGAGCUGAAGGACGAGCUGAGCAGCAAACUGCCGCCCCUGCUGUCGGAGAACGUGCUGGGUGAAGCCACCGUCCUCGCCAUGUUUGACGUCUCCGUGGGGAAGAAGAAGGUUCCCGUCGCCGGCUGUCGGGUUCAGAAAGGUCAGCUGGACCGGCGGCUCAAGUUCAGGCUGAUCCGAGGCCGAGACACCGUCUGGGAGGGUUCUCUGGUGGCGCUGAAGCAUCACAAGGACGACGUGCAGACGGUGAAGACGGGGAUGGAGUGCGGCCUGUCGGCUGACGGCGACGUGGACUUCAGACCCGGCGACACGGUCGUCUGCUUCGAGGAGCAGGACGCGCCGCAGGUCACUUCCUGGGACCCCGGCUUCUAAUAAAGAGUUCAUUUCCCAUCAUCCUCUGCUGCUCAGAGGCUCGGUCUGAUAAACAGGAAGCUCAGGAGCUGCUGACGCACUUCCUGUUCACCUGGAGACUGAAGCUGAUAAUUUAAUGAACGUUGUCCCUGACCACCUGUCCUGUCCUGCCCUGACCGUGACCACCUGUCCUGUCCUGCCCCUGACCACCUGUCCUGU
Messenger RNA from Micropterus dolomieu (smallmouth bass), 2478 nucleotides. RefSeq names its product mitochondrial translational initiation factor 2 (gene mtif2). NCBI's taxonomy places the organism in Eukaryota, Metazoa, Chordata, Actinopteri, Centrarchiformes, Centrarchidae. The record is from RefSeq and is a predicted model, not a curated record. Gene Ontology annotation, molecular function: GTP binding; translation initiation factor activity; GTPase activity. Gene Ontology annotation, biological process: translational initiation. Bases 148 to 2280 code for a protein of 710 amino acids. The transcript has 14 exons.